GGCGGAGAACUCAGCCUUCCUCUCUUCCCCUCCGCCACUACUCCCACCAUGACUGAAGGCUCCGACGUCAAUGAUUUCCUGGAGCGCAUUCGGGAACUAGGCGAGCGGCGCGACAAGGAAGACGAAGAGCGCACGAAGAAACUGGAGGAAGAGAUUCUACAGGGCCGGAAAGAAAGACAGGCCCGGAGAGCUGAGCGAGCACGAUCUCUUGCUCUCACAGAUGACUCACCAACCCUUAAUGUCGCGCGACUGAGCGCUUCCUCUAUCAGCCCCAGCUCGAUCAACCCACCGGAACACCUCGAGCCGACGCCGCAACAAGAGACACCGACAUUGACACCGGAUGUGGAAGAGAAGCCAGGGACCACCGAGUCCACAGAGCGGCAUGGAUCGAUUCAAGACCCUCUGGAUUCACCUCGAGCAGCGCCUCCGGUGUCUCGUAGUCGAGCAGGGACCUUGUCAUGGCAGCAGCGUCCCUCGUCGCGGGAUUUUGGGUCUUCCACAGCCUCCCCAACCCGAUCACCGACACGUGCGAGUCAUUUGAGAAACUUGUCCACCGCAUCAGAUGAAAACAGACUGUCCCGCUCCUUUGGAUUCGCGCGCCCAAAAGACUCGUCUCCCCAAAGCCCGGAACGAAGCCUUGGAUCGCCCUAUCGUAGAAGAGAAGAACGAUCUGAUAGUGUCACAGAGCCGAGCGCUCCUCAAUUGCUGCCACCAAGUUUGGAUCAUGAACCAAAUGCCGAGGUUGAGAAGCCGGAGCUGGAGAGAUCGCUGUCUAUUCCAAGAACCGUGUCUCGGGAUAGCAACACGGGCCAUCGCUUCUCUGUAUCGUCAGUCUCCGGACUGGGGUCACCAGUGCAUCUGUCGGAGGCUCAAAAGCUUGAGCCGCCGCAGGCUGAUUCUUCCCUCGAGGAGCCUUUGCCGGAGUCCCCCACUCAGCGGCGCAUGUCUCCAGAGCGAACGCGAUCAACAUCGCCAACCAAAGGUCUUGGGGGGUUCGUUCAAAGUGCGAUGAUGAGACGGUCAGACAGCGUGUCAAAAAGAUGGAGUGCUCAGAUUCCGCAAGGAAUCAGUCGGUCUAACUCGAUCGUCUCGAAUCGCAGUAGUGUAGCAGGUCCAAAUUUGAGUGAAAUGGUCCCUCCGUCAACUCGAGAAGUUGGCCGUGAGACUGCCACUUUUCAUCAACGACCAGGGUCCAGUCACAGCGAAGCAGCCACCGAAAGAACCGAGAGGCCAACCACACCUUCUGGUCCCUCACCUGCAUUUUCAGAUAGAGACGGUGUGCGCGCCGAGGGAAGCCCAAGCAGACCAAAUCGUCCACUUCACUCCAGGUCCGCCAGUUCAGUGACCACCGACGGCACCGAUUCUGCUUUUGUAUCACGCACCAUGGAUCCCAGACGCUGGAGCCCCAGCAAGGCUACCUGGCUGGAGAGUGCUCUCAACCGACCAGAGUCGCCGCGCUCUACCCGACCCCCAUCGCAGCCCUCCUGGGCCAGGGACCGACAGUCUCGAGGCAGUGUGGACAUGGGACGAGUGAGCAAUUUCAAGGAAGUCACUCCCAUUGGUUUGAUGCGCACACCCCCUCCGGGACUUCAGUUCAAGAGGCCCAGCGUAUCUGGUCUGUCGCUGCCUGAAAGCCCCGGGAACAAAUCGAAAGAAACUGCGCCCGAAUCCCCAUCUGUUCUCAGUACUCCCGUUGCCAGCAAAAUGCAGGAGACAAUCCCAGAAUCACCUUCUCCACUUGAAUUUUUCGAGACCAAAGCAGACGAAGUUCCAGAGUCCGCCUCUGUUCUCGAGACCUCUGAUACCAGCAUUGUAAACGAGACGGCUCCUCGGUCACCUUCUGCUGACAGCCCUGGACCUACCAAAUCGAGGGAAGCAAUCCCAGAGCCUCCUUCGUCUGCCGAGAAAGUCUCAGCCACACCUGUCAAGGAGACGGCCGAGCAACUCAAGCCUGUCGCUUUCACCGAAGAAAGAAGCGAACCGCAAGAAUGGGAGACGGAAGCAUUGACAGAUUCUGCAGAAACCGAAGCUGCCCCUAGGCCUGAAUCGACUCCUACUCGCCGGCCUCCUCCCUCAUCUUUAAGCCCUAGACCAAACUUCUCUAUUUCUACGUCAACUCGAGAGCCCACUUCACCCAAGCCUAAGCCGCCUCAAUCUCCGGUUGUGGAUUUCAGAGCCAAUCUGCGGAAACGAGAAGUUGUCAAAGAUAGCGGACCCGAGAAAGAACCAGAAUUCAAAAACAUAUUCGGGCGGCUCAAGAAGACCGAAACCCGCAAUUAUGUUGCACCUGAUGAACUCAAGGGCAAUAUCCUUCGUGGGAAAGCUGCUCUCAAUUCUACUGGAGGACCAAUGAAGACCCAGCGAGUUGAUGAUUUCAAGGACAGCCUUGUGAAACGCAAAGACGAAAUGAAGGCCGGUGGAGGCUCUAUUAGACGAAACACUGCCGGUGAGAAGGACGCGCCGCCAAAGCCAGCCGAUGCCGUUCCAGAAGCCAUUGCCGUUCGACAAAGCAUGACAAGACCUAAGAGUAUAAAACGAAUUUCUGCCGAUGAACCAAUUUCUCCUUCCCAAAGCAUCGGCUCCUCACGGACAUCUCAGGGUCGACAAUCGUUCUCGCCGUUUCCUACUUCACCCGCAAAAGAUAUCAGUUCGUCGAGAACGUCUCAGGAACGACCACCUUGGCCACUAUCCCCUGCCAAUGAUGACCCUGCAUGGCCGUUGAAAGACACUGGGGUAUCGCCUGCAUUGCAGGAAGUCCAGCCAUCCCCGUCGUUCCCUAUCGAUGAUUCCGCGAAAGAGACCGAAACGGUGACUACGGCAACUGAACAUCUCCAUGGCACACCUACGCUGGAAACCAUGAGUCAAGGACAAGAGCGUGCGAUGAUGGAUCAAAUUGAACCCAGUUUCGGCAAGGCCCAGGAUGCUCCCACUGAGCCUAUGCCCCCGGUCCGUAACUUGUCACCGGUCCCCGUUGCGCAAGCCACUGUGAACCCAGCCCCGGUAGGAAAAGGCAGACUAGCAGGCCGAAUCAAUCCCGCGCUGGCUGGCCUACUGUCUCGCGGCCCGCCCAUGACCGAAGGACCGAAGAAGGACCUCCCGACUCCGGUAUCUACUGAAAAUGACUCUGCGUCGCCCUUUGCGCCUUUAACCCACGUUACGAAAGGUCGUGCCAGAGGUCCAAAGAGACGACUUCCCCAGGCAGCGGCUGCUUCGACCCCGUCCCCCCGGGAUGAUUCUGAGGUUGGUGCUAUUUCAUACUUCGAAGCCAUCCCAUCAGAGGCUCCUCCGAUCCCUGUUCAGUCUUCGGACGACACAUCGGAUCGCCUCUCGCAACCUGACUCAGAUCUGAUUCCUGACACCGAAUUUCCUCGUUCAGGCAGCCCGGUCACCGAACUCCCUGUGAAUAGUCCCUUGCAGGAACCCCUCGAACGCGAACCCACCCUUCCAAUCUCUGCUGCGUCUUUGGACGAUACGUCAAAUCACUUCUCCCAAUCCGAUUCCGCUUCUCUUCCUGAUGCCGAAGACCUUCGCUCAGUUAGUCCGCUCGCUACUCAACCUCCCGUGAGCAUCCCAUUGCCGGACACUGAUAUUCCCGAGAGCGAACCUGCGCUCUCAAUGCCUGUUGAGUCUUCGGACGAUGUGCUCGAUCACAUUUUGCAUCCUGAUUCAGCUUCUCUUCCUGACGCCGAAAUCCCUCGCUCAGUUAGUCUGCUCGCCACUCAAUUUCCCGUGAGCAUUCCAUCACCGGACACAAAUCUUGACGAGAGCAAACCAACGUCCUCAAUCCCUGUUGAGUCUUCGGACGAUACGUCAAAUCGCCUCUCCCAAUCCGAUUCAGGUUCUCUUUCUGAUGUCGAAGACCUUGGCUCGGUUAGUCCGCCCGCCACUCAACCUCUCGUGAGCAUUCCAUUACCGGAUACGGAUAUUCCCGAGAGCGAACCUGCGCUUUCAAUGCCUGUUGAGUCUUCUGACGAUGUGUUCGAUCACAUCUCGCAGCCUGAUUCAGAUUUACUGUCUGACACCGAACAUCUCCCUUCAGUCAGUCCAGUUACUACUCAAUUUUCUGUGAAUAUUCCAUUGCAGAGUAGCCUUGUGGGAGAGCCUGAGCAACAACCUCAAAUUCGUUCUUUGACGACGGAAUUCGACAUAUUUCCUUCUCCUGGAUCCUCCCCUAGUCUUGACACUUUACCCCAUACUCUUGACAAUCCCGAAGGUAUGAAUGUAUCAGACGGACCGCCUGCCCUGCCAAAUCCUAGCCCACCCACAUCUCCAUUGCCCUCAAUUUCAAAAUCACUUUCGGGCCAGCAAGACAGGGUUGCGUUAUCGUCUUCAUACCUUCUCGAAACAAGCGAAAAAGAGAAUAGCAUGGAUAUUGAGCAACAACCUCAAACUCGUUCUUUGACAACGGAAUUCGACAUCUUUCCUUCUCCUGGAUCCUCCCCUAGUCUUGACACUUUACCCCAUACUCUUGACAAUCCCGAAAACAUGAAUGCAUCAGACGGACCGCCCGUCCCGCCCAAGUCUAGCCCACCCACCUCUCCAUUGCCUUUAAUGCCAAAAUCACUUUCAGGCCAGCAAGAUCGGUUUGUGUCGUCGUCUCCAUCCCCUCUCAGAACAAGCUACAAAGAGAAUCGUAUGGACACACCCCCGACUCCUCCGCAGAAGAACGAUCCCGGUAUUACAGCAUCCGCCACACAGGAACAUGUCCAACGCACCACAAACCAACCCUCGCCCCCUGUGCCCCCAAAGCAAGAUGACUAUAUGCUUAGCAAGCCCGUUGAUCCGCGCCGACUGUCCCGCAAGAUGUCAGCGCCGUCACUGGUUGCACAAGCAAGCGAGGCACGAGAGGUCAUUGCGGGAUUUUUCAAGACGUUUCCCACCCCUCGAGACCGCAUGGAUAUCGACCCGCAGUUGAUGUUGAUGAAGAAGCCAGAGGAGUCCAAAAUCAGAACUCUUAGGAUGCAGAUAUGGGAGCUUACGGGCGAUGGUAGACGCCAGGAACUUCCCUCUCAUCAAGAGUAUAUUCUCUACCAAGGCAGCAUGUAUCUUUGCGUGCAUGUAUUUGAGGCACGGGGAAGCAAUAACUCGGAAGUUUAUCUCUGGUGUGGAGAUGAUGUCCCUGAUGUCUCGGUGGACAGUGAACAGAUGUUUGCUCGCAAAGUCGCGCGCGAAAAUAGCUCCAAGCUUCAGGUCAUCCGACAAGGCAAAGAACCAGUUCGUUUCAUUCAAGCUCUCGGUGGUAUCAUGAUCACCCGUCGAGGAUCUAGCUCUCGCCAUAACUCAUCGGCCCUCUACAUGCUCUGCGGCCGGAAACAUCUGGGACAGAUGACCUUUGAUGAGAUUGACUACUCGCUCCGCAACCUCUGCUCCGGUUUCCCGUACGUUGUUUCAGCUCCCUUUGGCAAGCUCUAUCUCUGGAAGGGCAAGGGCAGUGGGCCUGAAGAAACAGGGGCUGCUCGUCUUAUCGGGAUGGACCUGGGUUUGACUGGCGAGUUUGAAGAAGUCGCCGAGGGCGAAGAACCAGAAGACUUCUUCGAUGUCUUCGCAGGUCCUCGAGAAGCUGCUCCGUACAUGUGUCAGAACUAUUGGCAGCUCAAACCGAAGCAUUCUCAGUUCCGUAUACGGCUUCUGCGUGUCGACCAUGAACUAGGGCAACCGACUCGGUUCUGGAAUCUUCGCCGCCCUGGAUCAGGCUCGCCUGUGGUGAGGCCCAAUGACUGCGUUCAGGAAAUCGAGCCUUUCUGUUACCGCGAUCUCAACGACAAGGAUAUUUACGUUCUGGAUACGUUCUUUGAGAUCUACGUAAUCAUCGGCGAGCAAGCCACCCAAAAGUCGGCUGAUUUCACCUCCGCAGUGGUGUUCGCGCACGAGUAUGGCCUCCUGGCUACCUCUCUUCAGGACCGACCUUUCAUCCCUAAGAGCUACGUGACGCUGGGAGGUGUCGCCGACCGCUGCCAGAGCGCGUUCCGCAAAUGGAACCCACGCACUCUCAAUGCGCCAUUUGUCUUCCCAUUAGAUGUGGUGAUUGAAGCCAUGCGAGCUAUCGGGGAGUAG
This is a messenger RNA of Penicillium nucicola, 6054 nucleotides long. RefSeq names its product putative gelsolin repeat protein. The record is from RefSeq and is a predicted model, not a curated record. Gene Ontology annotation, biological process: barbed-end actin filament capping; actin filament severing. Gene Ontology annotation, molecular function: phosphatidylinositol-4,5-bisphosphate binding; actin filament binding. The transcript is spliced from 3 exons. The annotation marks the transcript as partial. Lineage: Eukaryota; Fungi; Ascomycota; Eurotiomycetes; Eurotiales; Aspergillaceae.